Molecule: messenger RNA, 3010 nt
Organism: Eriocheir sinensis (Chinese mitten crab)
Lineage: Eukaryota; Metazoa; Arthropoda; Malacostraca; Decapoda; Varunidae
Product: zinc finger protein OZF-like
Exons: 3
Coding region: 1603-2703 (366 amino acids)
Biological process (GO): regulation of transcription by RNA polymerase II
Molecular function (GO): DNA-binding transcription factor activity; RNA polymerase II cis-regulatory region sequence-specific DNA binding
Source: RefSeq, a predicted model, not a curated record
GGCUAUCAGUAGGAGGAGGAGAGCUGAUGAGACGAGGAGCCUUACGAACAGAGAGAGGGAUAGAAUCCGAAAGAGGGCAAAAUGGGUACUUCCAAAACUUUAUUUGACAACAAAAAUAACGUUACUGGAAACGCUGUGCCGAAUGGCACACGGGGCACUCAUACCAGAGAAGUGAGAAGGAGCAGAGGACUGUGAUACCCUCUCCUCAACAGGGCACCCGACGCACUAAUACAUGCCCGUGAAUGAGUUGAAAAAUUCGGCCAAGGUUAACCACAGUGAGCGCGAGUUUCAAAAAACCCUUAAUUUUUGUGCCAAACGGCAAACGGUUUCCAUUCUAGGGUUAAGCAGUAUAGGAUAUACGUUGUCAGGUCCGGGGCUUGUAUUUGUUUUAAGGGACUGGAGAGCUUUAAGGACUUCAUCGGUAGUUAUUACAAAGUUAGGCAAUGCCUGCUCAAGAGGAGGAAGAAUCUUCCUCCAAGAGAGCGACCCGCUGAGGGCCACUCCAUGUAUUAUUCCUCCAAGGAUAAAACUAAGCGUAAGGAAAAGAAAAUACAAGAAAUAAAAGACCAUAAAUAAAAUGCAUAAAAAGACAACAACUUAGGGCAUAAAAAGUCUCCAAUUAGAAAGAAAAGAAGAAAAAAUAGGGAAAAGAGGCAAAUAGGAAAAUAGGAAAACCUGAAUAUAGUGUGAAGAAGAGAAAAAAGAAGCAGAUCACAAAAGAAGAAGAAAAUACGGAAAUAAAAGAAAAAUGGGAAAAAAUAUGUACUAAAUCAGAAGAGGAAAACAGGAAAAUCUGAAUCUAGGUACACAGAAAAAAUAAAGAAUCAAGAAGGACCUAAGAAGAUGUGCAAAGAGGAGAUUUGAUUGAUUGAUAGUUUAUUGUUGCAGAUAAACAAGAGGAGAAGGGAAAAGAAGAAAACAGGGAAAUAAAAUAAAGAAAUGGGAAAAUAGGUCAAUCGGAAAGGAUAAAAUAGGAAAGUCUGAAUAUAGGGAGACAGAAAAGUGAAACAAUCAAGAAGGAGCCAAGAAGCUAUAAAGGAAGGAGAAGAAGAAGAGGAGGAGGAAGCAAACAAGUCCCCUGUGACAUCAAGAUCAAGGUCGAGGUCCGCCGCGUGCCCUGAAGUGCCCUGGCAGUGUUUCUCGUGGAGGAGGAGGAGCCCCUCGGCGUGCAGGCCCCCAGGCACAUGACUUUGUGUCCCAAUGUCCACCACUGGUGUUAGUGUUGAAGUGAGGCAUCGAGACAGUUGCUGUGGUCAGUACUUGUUCCGUCCCUGCUGCCGCUGACUUCAGGACUCCUUGGUGCAUCCCUCGCCUUGCCUGCUCAAUUGGUCACUGAAUGUGGCUUUGAAGCAACCUCGCCGCCUUCUCCAGCAUCUCCGAGGUUCCUCAAGGCCAGCCAACUCCUCACAUCCAGAGUAGUGUUGCAGUGGAGGCUGCAAGGCGGGACAGCAGCUGGAGUGGCUGGGAUCAGCAGGAGCAGACUGCUACUGGUGUGAGGUUCAGGAGUGAUAAAAAACACCACCAACACAACCACAACAACUGCUGGCCUCUUCAUCCACAAAGGGGGAAGUUUGAAUUUCAGAAGUGUGAGAAGAUCUGAGAAUGAGAGCAAGUUUACUGACCAAAGCCAAGAGUGUGAGAAAAGACAUGCAGGGAAGGAUGACCUCAACAAAUACACCCACACACUCUAGUGUAAGACCUCAUGAAAGUCGGGAGUGUGGCAAAAGGUUUAGUAAUAGGAGUAACCCCAAACAUCACACCCUUACACACACUGGUGCAAGAAAGCAUGAGUGUGAAGUUUGUGGGAAAUGUUUCAAUCAGAAGGGUCACCUCAACACACACACCCUUACACACACCAGUGCAAGAAAUCUUGAGUGUGAAGUUUGUGGGAAAUGUUUCAGUCAGAAGGGUAACCUCAAAUUACACACUCUUACACACACUGGUGAAAGAAAUCAUGAGUGUGAAGUUUGUAGGAAAUGUUUCAGUCAGAAGGGUAACCUCAAAUUACACACUCUUACACACACUGGUGAAAGAAAUCAUGAGUGUGAAGUUUGUGGGAAAUGUUUCAGUCUGAAGGGUAACCUCAAGAAACACACUCUUACACACACUGGUGAAAGAAAUCAUGAGUGUGAAGUUUGUGGGAAAUGUUUCAGUCAGAAGGGUAACCUCAAAUUACACACUCUUACACACACUUGUGAAAGAAAUCAUGAGUGUGAAGUUUGUGGGAAAUGUUUCAGUCAGAAGGGUACCCUCAAAUUACACACUCUUACACACACUGGUGAAAGAAAUCAUGAGUGUGAAGUUUGUGGGAAAUGUUUCAGUCUGAGGGGUACCCUCAAGAAACACACCCUUAUACACACUGGUGAAAGAAAUCAUGAGUGUGAAGUUUGUGGGAAAUGUUUCAGUCUGAAGGGUACCCUCAAAUUACACCUUGUUACACACACUGAUGCAAGAAGUCAUGAGUGUGAAGUUUGUGGGAAAUGUUUCAGUCAGAAGGGUACCCUCAAAUUACACCUUGUUACACACACUGAUGCAAGAAGUCAUGAGUGUGAAGUUUGUGGGAAAAGGUUCAAACUGAAGAGCAUAUUGGACAGGCACGUCUUCAGACACUCUGGUCAUAAAGGGUUCAAGUGCGAUGUUUGUGGGAAACGUUUCAUGACUAAGUGUGAGAUUGUCAAGCACAUGAAGGUCCACUUCUCCUGAGGUGCUGUGCUGAUUCAGUUCUGCUGUGUGUGUGAGUGCAAGUGUUUGUUGUGGUGGUGUUACAGGGCUGUGUGUAGCACAGAGAACAGAAAAUAUUCAUCUGUUGGAACAAAUGGUGACUGUGACGGCAUGAUCUGUUAUUCACUUUCCACCCCAGGCUUCAUGUGGUUGGUGGGUCCUGUGAAAGGUCUGAUCUUUUUGGUGACUGUGCUGGGCUGGCUGUUGUGGCCUGGGCUUAUUGGUCAAGUGUGUGUGUGUUAAUAGUAAUAAUAUAGUGUAUUUGGUCUUACCAGCCGCUAGGCUAAAA